AUGUCAGAUAAAGAUACUGUGGAACAGCCAGUGGGAGAAGAACAACAAAUACCUGCUGUCUCGUUCAAGAAACGGUCUGCCAAAGCCAAGUCAAACCUGCGCAAGAAGGUGGCCACUCCUCCACCAGCGUCCGAUUCAGACGACUUCACAUCCAGCGACGAUGAAGAGGGCCACAGGAUAAAGCGCAGGCGAAAGAAUGCUGCCGUCACUGCCUCAUCUAAGACAGCGGCAGCUUCUGCGGGCCGGGAACAAGACGAUGAAAGACUAGAGACCACCGAACGCCCAGCGCUGCCUACCACUAGCGAUGCUACCAAGCAGUCCAACUGGCACGAUGAGGAACUGGAGAAAAAUCUAUUAGGAAAAACACGGGCGCGACCGGGAGAGGCAGACCAGGCGGCCCCAGAUGGCAAGUACCGCGGGAAGUCGAACUACCAGAACUUCAUCCAGAAGAACCCCAACGCACCCAUCAAGCAGGUUGGACCCAUGAAGGCGGCCACCAAUAUACGCACCAUCACCGUCACCGAUUAUGCUCCGGACGUUUGCAAGGAUUAUAAACGGACAGGAUUUUGUGGUUUCGGCGACUCGUGCAAGUAUCUGCAUGCUCGUGAGGAUUAUAAGGCUGGAUGGGAACUAGAUCGGGACUGGGAUGUGCAAACAAAAAAUGGCCAGCCAAGUUCAGACAAGGCGUCCGAAAGCUAUUCUGACCGUGGACGUUCUGACCGGCGUGCAGCCGGCAACCUUGACAGAUGGGCUAGCUUCUUCCCGUAA
Nannizzia gypsea CBS 118893 is the source of this 768-nucleotide messenger RNA. Its product is annotated as pre-mRNA-splicing factor cwc24. Gene Ontology annotation, cellular component: U2-type spliceosomal complex. The coding region runs from base 1 to 768 and encodes 255 amino acids. Lineage: Eukaryota; Fungi; Ascomycota; Eurotiomycetes; Onygenales; Arthrodermataceae. The transcript has 2 exons. The record is from RefSeq and is a predicted model, not a curated record. Gene Ontology annotation, molecular function: metal ion binding. Gene Ontology annotation, biological process: snoRNA splicing.